This is a messenger RNA of Adineta ricciae, 273 nucleotides long. The record is from the annotation of a GenBank genome assembly. NCBI's taxonomy places the organism in Eukaryota, Metazoa, Rotifera, Eurotatoria, Adinetida, Adinetidae.
AUGAUCUAUUCUCAAAGUUUGAAUGAUAAUGCAUCUCAAGAAGAUCAAGAUAAACUUGCAACAGUUGUUGCCGACAAAAUAGCACUUUUGAAAACUAUCUUUGGUGAUUCACAAUCGACUGCAUAUAUGAUUAAAGCUGAUUCAAAUGAAGUCAAUUGGCAGCAGAAAUUUUUUGGAACGACAGAACUUUACAGACAAUUGAAGACAAUCAAGGAUAAAAUUGAUCCCAAUGACCUUUUAAGUUGCAAGAAAUGUGUCGGCAGCGAUGAUUGA